AUGCGUCAAAAUGCGGCAGGUGGUGCCGCUGCACCAGACGAGACCUGGAUCGAUGGAAUGAUUGACCUGCUGUUGCAGGCUCGAAACAAAAAGCCAGGUACUCCAGUAGAGAUCUCGGCUCAAGAUGCCACGACACUGUGCAACCAAGCGCGAGAAAUCUUCAUGGCGCAACCGAUGCUCUUAGAACUGGGGGCUCCCAUAAAGAUCUGUGGCGACGUCCACGGACAAUACACCGAUCUGCUCCGAUUGUUCGAAUACGGUGGCUUCCCACCCGAGGCAAACUACCUCUCUUGGGAGAUUACGUGGACCGUGGAAAGCAAUCUCUGGAAGUUGUUCUCGGUCAAGAUGUGGAAGCAGUUCUGCAACACUUUCAAUUGCCUCCCCUGCUGUGCAGUGAUUGACGACAAGAUUAUCUGCAUGCACGGCGGUCUCUCUCCGGAGUUGUCGCAAAUGGAACAAGUCGCAAACAUUUCUCGUCCUUGUGACGUCCCUGAUACGGGUCUACUGUGUGAUAUCCUUUGGGCCGACCCUGACCCGAGUAUCACGGGUUGGGGUGAAAAUGACCGUGGUGUCUCUUUUACCUUUGGCGGAGAUGUGGUCCGUCAGUUUCUUCGUCGGCACGAUCUUGACUUGGUUGUACGAGCUCAUCAAGUUGUAGAGGACGGGUAUGAAUUCUUCGCUGGCCGAGAGCUCGUGACGGUCUUUUCAGCACCAAACUAUUGCGGCGAGUUUGACAACGCCGGAGCCAUGAUGACAGUUGACGAUACUCUCAUGUGCUCGUUCCAAAUUCUCAAGCCGGCCAGUGCCGCACAGCAAAGAGGAAGCGGGUACGGAGGCCGCCCAGGGACUCCCGGCCGUCAAGGCGGAAGGUAA
This is a messenger RNA of Seminavis robusta, 873 nucleotides long. Lineage: Eukaryota; Bacillariophyta; Bacillariophyceae; Naviculales; Naviculaceae. The record is from the annotation of a GenBank genome assembly.